AUGACCGAAAAGAAGCGUCUUGCUAACGAAGACUUUAGUGAUGUAUGGAAAGAUAAUAAAAAUACGCUCACAUCAGGAUUAAAACUUGAUCUUGUUGAGCAUUUAUCAAGACAACGUUUAACCCAAGUUUGGGUUUAUGCAAAAGAACGUGUUAUUAAAAUUAUGAAACUGGAUCAAUUUGAUAAUUCACAAGAAAUUAAAAUUCUUGAUAUUGAAUAUGGUUUAGGUAUUCAUUUAAUGUUAGUAGCAGAAGAAGGUGGUCGUUUAGGUAAAACAUUUUCAAUUAUUGGUUUAGAUCAAAAUACAACUAUGCUUGAAGAAGAAGAAAAAACAUUAGAAGGUGGUGUUGGAAAUAUUUAUAGCCCCGACGAAGUUCUGAUUCAAACAUAUGAUGCUAUUUUACCAAUUAAAAGAGAUGGGGGAACUGCUAUUUGUUUACAAUUUAUGUUACCAAAAAUGAAUUUUGAAAUCAAAAGUUCGAAUCCAAUAGCUUUUCUUCAAUCAGGUUAUUUCUUAGCAAGUCAAGAUAAAUAUGAGGUUAAAGUUUGA
This is a messenger RNA of Rotaria sp. Silwood2, 549 nucleotides long. Lineage: Eukaryota; Metazoa; Rotifera; Eurotatoria; Philodinida; Philodinidae. The record is from the annotation of a GenBank genome assembly.